AUGCGCCCCCCGGCCUCGCCCAGGACGCCCGCGGUGCUGCUGCUGCCGCUCCUGCUGCUGCUGGUGGCCGACGAGCCCGCCCAGGGCAAGGGCUGCAUCUGCAAAGACAAAGGCCAGUGUUUCUGCGGAAGCACCAAAGGGGAGAAGGGAGAGCAAGGUUUGCCCGGACCUGCAGGGCCUCCCGGCCAGAAGGGAUUUCCGGGUCCUGAAGGUCUGCCUGGACUCCGGGGACCCAAGGGCUCUCCCGGAAUCCCUGGACUCACGGGUCCCAAAGGCGGAAGGGGGAUAACUGGAUUGCCAGGAUUUUCUGGUCCUCCCGGACUUCCAGGUACCCCAGGCCGUCCCGGACCUUAUGGACUUCCUGGUGUGCCGGGGUGUAAUGGUUCCAAGGGUGAGCCAGGCUUCCCCGGACUUCCAGGAACAUCAGGGUACCCAGGGAUCCCGGGUGCUGCUGGUCUGAAAGGAGAAAAGGGUGAACCAGCUGAAAGAGAAGGUGUCGAAGAUGAUGGGAAAGGUGACCCUGGAUUGCCGGGAUCUCCCGGAUCCCAAGGCUUGCCGGGGCUGCCCGGUUUUCCAGGACCUGUCGGCCCUCCCGGCCAUCCCGGAUACUCUGGCCUUCCAGGAGCCAGAGGACCUCCAGGACCUAAGGGUUACAUGGGCGACAACAUGAUGGGACAGAAAGGCGAGCAGGGUAUGAGAGGAUUGACCGGACCCCCUGGACCUCCAGGAACAGUGACCGUCACUCUAACAGACACGGAAAACAGAACGGACCUCAAGGGAGAGAAGGGAGAUCAGGGUGACCCAGGCAAGUCAGGACCCCCAGGACCCCCGGGCCCACCUGGAGACUCUUACGGGUCAGAAAAGGGGGAUCCUGGAGAGACCGGAGCACAGGGAAAACCUGGAAAAGAUGGUUCCCCUGGCUUCCCUGGCACCAAGGGAGCCAAGGGCAAUAGGGGCUCUCCAGGAUUAGUGGGUAAAGACGGCAUCAAGGGGUGGAAGGGGGACAUGGGCCCUCCAGGAUUUCCUGGUCCAACAGAAUAUUAUGAUGCAUACCAGGCAAAGGGAGAGGAAGGAAUUCCAGGCCCACCAGGGCCCAAAGGAGCUCGCGGUCCACAGGGUCCCAGCGGUGCACCCGGAGCUCCGGGAAGUCCUGGGUUAUCCUUGCCCGGCGUCAGAGGAAUCACCGGCUCUCCAGGCAUGAAAGGAAGAAAAGGGGAGCAAGGACCCCCCGGAAGGGAUGCAGUGGGGCCUCCUGGGGCCCCGGGUUGCCCUGGAUCACAAGGCCCUCCGGGGAAGCCUGGACCUCCAGGCCGUCGAGGUGAUGUUGUUUUUUGUGAAGGCCCACCUGGAGAGCAGGGAUACCCCGGCCACAUUGGAGCUCCUGGAAUGCCAGGAUUGAAGGGAUCCAAAGGGGAACCAGGCCUGCUGUGUACACAGUGUCCUUGCGUCCCAGGCCCUCCCGGCUCCCCAGGACUGCCAGGAUUGGAUGGUGAAAGAGGACUUCCAGGAGGACCAGGGAUGGCUGGGGAUAAAGGAAGCCAGGGGCCCCCAGGAAGCCCAGGUCUUCCUGGGUUCCCGGGGUUCCCAGGCCCUCCGGGUGUUCCGGGCCAGAAAGGAGAAAAAGGUGAAGAACCAAAACCCAAGGGACAAGCAGGAGAUCCAGGGGAUCCUGGGCUCAGAGGACACCCUGGAAAAUCAGGCGUCGAUGGGGUCCCCGGAACCCCAGGAGCAAAAGGAUUUCCAGGACCGAAAGGAGAACCGGCCCUGAGUGGUGAGAAGGGGGACCAGGGUCCUCCAGGGGAUCCUGGAACCCCUGGGUUCCCAGGACCUGCGGGACCAUCUGGACCAUCAGACUUUGGACCACAGGGAGAGAUUGGUCCAAAGGGCACCCAAGGAGUUCCUGGAGCCCCUGGACCACCUGGAGAAGCCGGUCCAAGGGGAGAAGACAGCAUUUCAAUACCAAUACCGGGUCUCCCAGGGCCUCCCGGACCUCCAGGACGAACUGGCCCCCCAGGUCCACCUGGUGUCCCUGGACCCCCAGGAAAAUGUGGUGAUCCAGGCCUUCCUGGACCUGAUGGUGAACCAGGAAUUUCAGGAAUUGGAUUUCCUGGGCCUCCUGGACCUAAGGGAGACCGGGGAUUUCCAGGACCAAGAGGAUCCCCUGGUGGUCCCGGAGAUGUGGGGAAGCCAGGAUUACCGGGAAUGCCAGGAACCCCUGGAACCAAGGGAGAACCAGGAUUGGUCACACCUGGAGAGCCAGGAAUACCAGGUUUUCCGGGAGAAAGAGGCAGUCCUGGGGAAAAUGGAGACAUUGGAUUCCCAGGAUUUCCUGGUCACCCUGGAAAUCCAGGAUCUGGAGGGCUGGAUGGACCACCAGGGGACCCGGGGGAGCCUGGACCACCUGGAGAAAAAGGCCUCCCAGGAAGGUGCAAAGAGGGUCCACAAGGAGCUCCAGGACUUCCCGGCUUAAACGGAUUGAAAGGACAGCCAGGUCAAAGAGGUGAACCAGGGCCAAAGGGAGACCCCGGCAUUCCAGGCUUGGUUAGAUCAGGAUAUCCCGGAGAACCUGGACUCCCGGGAAUGCCUGGUCAUCGAGGUGAGAUGGGGCCACCUGGUCCAAAAGGAUGUCCAGGAAUCUCAGGAGCUCUGGGACCACCAGGAGACAGAGGGGCGAUUGGGAUGAUGGGCUAUCCUGGACACAUCGGCCCUCCAGGGCCUCCUGGGGACCCAGGCACCCCAGGACAGAAAGGGAGCCUUGGAAUUCCAGGUGCAAAGGGCGAACGAGGACCCCCAGGAGAGAGGGGGGCUGAAGGGGAGAAAGGCGCUGCCGGGCCACCUCAGAUAUGCCAAGUAACAGGCGAGACAGGGGAGCCAGGACUCAAAGGGUUGGCGGGAAGGCCCGGUGAGAAGGGACUCAGAGGCUUUCCUGGCUUGCCAGGCUUCCCAGGCAUCCAAGGGCCAACGGGCCCUCCAGGACCACCAGGCCCCAGAGGAGAUCCAGGCAGAAUUGGGGAUCCUGGGAAACCAGGACCCUACGGAAUUCCAGGAAGCCUGGGGUUCAUGGGAGUACCAGGUCUGAAAGGAACGAGGGGAGAUUUGGGGCCCCCAGGUCCACCUGGAAUGCCAGGCCUCCCAGGGAUUCCUGGUCUCCAAGGAGAUAAGGGGGAACCCGGUUAUUCAGAAUGCACAAGGCCAGGAGCACAGGGACCGCAGGGAGAUCCCGGCUUGCCAGGUGAUACGGGAAAGAAAGGAGAAAAGGGGUCCCCCGGUGCACCUGGACAUCGGGGACCUCCUGGCCCCGACGGCAUCCCUGGAAGUCCUGGACAUCCUGGCCCCCCAGGAAUGCCAGGUCCUAAAGGUGAUUUCGGGAAUAAAGGAAUCAAAGGCUUCCCCGGCUUUCCAGGAAUCAAAGGCCUUCCAGGUCCUCCAGGAUUACCAGGACAACCUGGACAAGUGGGUAUGAGAGGUGACCAAGGAUGUGAUGGAAUUCCUGGUCCAGCAGGAGAAAAGGGAGAAUCAGGUUUACUAGGAACAAUUCCGGGCUCACCAGGACAUCCUGGCCUGCCAGGAGCCAAAGGAAAUAGGGGAUCCCCAGGCUCUCCAGGUCUCCCCGGCAGGCCAGGGGCAGUGGGAGAUGUUGGGCCGCCAGGACCCAUAGGCCUGCCAGGACCCCCAGGACCCCCAGGUUUUCCCGGCAUGAUCCUGCCAGGCCGCAAAGGAAACCGAGGUCCCAAAGGCUCCAGAGGAAAUCCAGGUGAGCCGGGUCCCCCAGGACCUCCCGGGAGCCACGCCAAAGGCAUAAAAGGAGACAAGGGGUAUAUGGGCCAGCCUGGUCCAAGGGGUCCGCAUGGAUCUGCAGGAGAUAUGGGGCCACAUGGUUAUCCGGGUGUCCCAGGUCCCCAGGGAUUGCCAGGACUCAGAGGUUAUCCUGGGUUUCACGGAUUUCCAGGCAUGAAAGGCGAGAAGGGUGAUCCAGGAUUUCUGGGACCAAGAGGACCUCCAGGGCGAAUUGGGCCAAAAGGACGACAGGGUGCACGUGGAGACUUUGGUACCGUGGAGGUCAUCUCCCUCCCCGGGAGCCCAGGACCUCCUGGCGCAGCGGGACCACCAGGGAUGCAAGGAGAACCAGGCCCACCCGGGCCACCAGGAAACCCAGGACCCUGUGGGCCAAGAGGUAAACCGGGCAUGGAUGGAAGACCAGGAACUCCCGGCCCAGCUGGAGACAAAGGCCAGAAGGGCUCUAAAGGACAGCGAGGUCUGCCUGGAUCCCAUGGACCGCCGGGCUGGAAGGGGAAGCCGGGGGAGCCUGGCACACCUGGACCCCUGCCUGUCAGAAGAGGUUUUCUCUUCACCCGCCACAGCCAGACCAUAGUGACCCCUUCCUGUCCCCAAGGCACAGAGGCACUCUACAGCGGGUUUUCUCUUCUCUCCGUGCAAGGAAAUGAGCGAGCCCAUGGACAAGACCUGGGAACCCUUGGCAGCUGCCUGCAGCGAUUCACCCCGAUGCCUUUCUUAUUCUGUGACAUCAAUGACGUGUGUAAUUUUGCAUCUCGAAAUGAUUAUUCAUACUGGCUUUCCACACCGGCUUCGAUGCCUGCGAACAUGGCUCCUAUCACAGGCAGGGCCCUGGAGCCUUAUAUUAGCAGAUGCACCGUCUGCGAGGGGCCUGCAGUGGCCAUUGCUGUCCACAGCCAGACCACUAAUAUCCCCCCGUGUCCCCAGGGCUGGGUUUCUCUCUGGAAAGGAUUCUCUUUUGUCAUGUUCACGAGCGCAGGUGCCGAGGGCACCGGGCAAGCGCUGGCUUCCCCUGGCUCCUGCCUGGAAGAAUUUCGCGCCAGUCCAUUCAUAGAGUGCCACGGAAGAGGGACGUGCAACUACUACUCCAACUCCUACAGCUUCUGGCUGGCUUCCCUAAACCCCCAGCGGAUGUUCAGAAAGCCUAUUCCAUCCACUGUGAAAGCCGGAGAGCUAGAAACGGUCAUCAGUCGCUGUCGGGUGUGCAUGAAGGGAAGGAACUGAAGAAAACAAAGGAAACAGAGUAAUCUUCAUCC
This is a messenger RNA of Sorex araneus (European shrew), 5051 nucleotides long. RefSeq names its product collagen type IV alpha 3 chain (gene COL4A3). Lineage: Eukaryota; Metazoa; Chordata; Mammalia; Eulipotyphla; Soricidae. Gene Ontology annotation, cellular component: basement membrane; collagen trimer. The transcript is spliced from 52 exons. The coding region runs from base 1 to 5019 and encodes 1672 amino acids. Gene Ontology annotation, molecular function: extracellular matrix structural constituent. The record is from RefSeq and is a predicted model, not a curated record.